AUGGAAGAACAGCAGCCGGAACCUAAAAGUCAGCGCGACUCGGGCCUCGGCGCGGCGGCGGUGGCGGCGGCGGCCCCCGGCAGCCUCAGCCUGAGCCUCAGUCCCGGCGCCAGCGGCAGCAGCGGCAGCGAUGGAGACAGCGUGCCGGUGUCCCCGCAGCCCGCGCCCCCCUCGCCGCCCGUGGCGCCCUGCCUGCCGCCCCUGGCCCACCACCCGCAUCUCCCCCCGCACCCCCCGCCCCCGCCGCCGCCGCCGCCGCCGCAGCAGCAGCAUCUCGCGGCGCCUGCUCACCAGCCGCAGCCCGCGGCCCAGCUGCACCGCACCACCAACUUUUUCAUCGACAACAUCCUGAGGCCGGACUUCGGCUGCAAAAAGGAGCAGCCCCCGCCGCAGCUCCUGGUGGCGGCGGCGGCGGCUGGAGGAGGCGCAGGAGGAGGUCGGGUCGAGCGUGACAGAGGCCAGACCGGCGCAGGUAGAGACCCUGUCCACCCUCUAGGCACGAGGGCGCAAGGCGCCGCCUCACUCCUGUGCGCCCCGGACGCGAACUGUGGCCCACCCGACGGCUCCCCGCCAGCCACCGCUGGCAGCGCGGGCGCGUCCAAAGCUGGGAACCCGGCGGCGGCGGCGGCGGCGGCGGCUGCAGCGGCCGUGGCAGCGGCGGCGGCAGCAGCAGCAGCGGCCAAGCCUUCGGACAGCGGCGGUGGCAGUGGAGGCGGCGUGGGGAGCCCGGGUGCGCAGGGUGCUAAGUACUCGGAGCACAGCAACCCGGCCAUCCUGCUAAUGGGCUCAGCCAACGGCGGGCCCGUAGUCAAAACUGACUCGCAGCAGCCUCUCGUGUGGCCUGCCUGGGUCUACUGCACGCGCUACUCGGAUCGUCCGUCCUCCGGUCCGCGCACCAGGAAGCUGAAGAAGAAGAAGAACGAGAAGGAGGACAAGCGGCCUCGGACGGCGUUCACGGCCGAACAGCUGCAGAGACUCAAGGCGGAGUUCCAGGCGAACCGCUACAUCACCGAGCAGCGGCGGCAGACCCUGGCCCAGGAGCUCAGCCUCAACGAGUCCCAGAUCAAGAUCUGGUUCCAGAACAAGCGCGCCAAGAUCAAGAAAGCCACGGGCAUCAAGAAUGGCCUGGCGCUGCACCUCAUGGCGCAGGGACUGUACAACCACUCAACCACUACGGUCCAGGACAAAGACGAGAGCGAGUAGCCGCCGCCGGCAGGGGCCGCGCGGUCCUGCCUCCGCGCCCGCGCCCCCUCCUGGCACCGCUCCUGCCGCCUUGGCGGCCCCGCGUCCGGGGAGAAAGAUUCACCGCAAAGGAAGAAGGGAGCGACAGGGAAGAGAGAGAGAAAGAAGCCCCCAGGUUGGACAGUCACGUUGGAACGAGACCUUUUUUAAAAGGGAGAAAGACUCGGACAGGUGCUAUCGAAAAAUAAGAUCAGUUCUUUCUUCACAGUAUAAGGGACGAAACUGCGAACUCCUUAAAUCUCUAUCUAGCCAAACCGCUUACGACCUUGUAUAUAUUUAAUUUCAGGUAAGGAAAAGAAUUAUGUGUAGCGAUCUCUAUUUGCUGGACUUUUUAUUAAUCUCCUUUAUUAUUAUUGUUAUAAUUAUUAUAAUUAUUAUAAUUAUUUUAUCCCCCGCCUCCGCCUCACUGCCCCCGGCCCAGUUUCGUUUUCUUUUGAAUGUUCUUGCUUCUCCGGUGCCUCCCGCCCCGCAUCGCUGGCCCUCGUUUCUCUGGGACUUUUCUUUGUGUGCGUGAGUGUGUUUCCUCGCGUGUCUGCCCUUCGCCUCUCCCCCACGUCCCCGGCCCCUUCUGUCGGUCUGUCUGUCUUGCCCCCCUUUCGUUUUCCGGAGACUUGUUGAGAAAUACGACCCCACAGACUGCGAGACUGAACCGCCGCUACAAGCCAAAGAUUUUA
Molecule: messenger RNA, 1916 nt
Organism: Hippopotamus amphibius kiboko
Lineage: Eukaryota; Metazoa; Chordata; Mammalia; Artiodactyla; Hippopotamidae
Gene: EN1
Product: engrailed homeobox 1
Exons: 2
Coding region: 1-1203 (400 amino acids)
Biological process (GO): multicellular organism development; regulation of transcription by RNA polymerase II; neuron differentiation
Cellular component (GO): nucleus
Molecular function (GO): RNA polymerase II cis-regulatory region sequence-specific DNA binding; DNA-binding transcription factor activity, RNA polymerase II-specific
Source: RefSeq, a predicted model, not a curated record